AUGCCCUCCUUCACCAUAGCGGGUGCGCUGCUUGCUCUCGCUGACCCCGACAACAAUCCUUGGGGCUGGGGUCGUUGGCAAGUGAUCACCGGCUACCCCACCGCAUCCUGGCUCGUAGAAGAUGGCGUUCACAAUAUUGUCCAUUGGAGCGUCCAAACGCAUGAAGCGGUUUCAUCAUUUGUGGCGUCCUUUUUUGCAGCACCGACAAGCAAUAAGCUACAAGUCACUCAGCGGAAAUCGGACGAACAUGUGGAAGGCCGCUCAGCUUGGACGUCCUUUGUCAGCGCAAACUGGAAGUCCGUGUGGAAGGCUCAGGAUAUCAUUGACACUACAUUGAAGGAGCAGGGCUGUGGCCCUUACGAGGAAAUCCCGCGAUCUCAGGUUCACAAGGCAUAUCCAUUCCUCGCAUAUGCACUCUUUGGUGAAGACGGUGCCGCUGAUGCCACUGCGACGUUCCUCAAAGACAAUGUUCAAGACUUCCUCGAGCGGAUCAUGGCAUGCACGUGGAACCGAUACCGGAAAAAUUUGAAUUGCGAGCGGGUCAAAAUGGUGGAACUUCAGGUGACAGUAAACACAUCUUGGCUAGAAUCCGUCAAACAGAUGGAAGAUCAGCGUCAACAAAUUGUGGAUAUGCUGGGAGCCAUGGGCCUGGAUAAGAAUGGAAACGGCAAUAAGAUGUGUAUCCCUAAAAUGUUAAGAGAUGCAUUGGAGAAACUGGCCACCACGGACCAAGUCUCAGCAUUGGAACGAGCCAUCCACGAGUUUAUGAAACACUUUAUGGAUCUGGAGACGCAAGACUUGCCCGCCCUUGACUUUGAAUCAGGAACAUCGGUUGCUUGGAAAGAAGGAGUUGAAGAAUUCGCGGACAAAACCGAGGACAACCUUUGGUGGAUGCUCGGGUUGGAACAAUCGCACACUCUCCCACAUUUUCAGACCAAGACUGAUCCCACCACCACGGUUAAGCCUUGGUCAAAUGAAGGGCAGAAAUGGCUGGACAAAAAUCAAGCAGCGGUCGCACUGACUCCGAAAUGGCAUCAACUGGUCGGCAUUGUGAAGAUGAUGGACAAAAUGCUGAAGGGAGAACCGGUAUUGCUGAUAGACGAGGUCAGCGUAGGUAAAAUGAUGCAGGCAAUCGGAGUGGUAGCAUGCGCUGCCUACUUUCGCAAUUUCUAUGACACGCAUGGCAAGUUUCCUGGGAUCUUUGGUCAAUACAAGUGUGCCUCAACUGGGGCCAAUCUACCUGAUUAUCCAACGAUCAUCAUUUGCCCCACGAACCUCCACGCUCAGUUAACGAACGAGAUUGAGCGGUAUUUACGUUACGGAACCUUCGACCUUUUGCCUUACACGGGCAAACUGCAAUAA
Messenger RNA from Serpula lacrymans var. lacrymans S7.9, 1362 nucleotides. RefSeq lists its product as uncharacterized. Lineage: Eukaryota; Fungi; Basidiomycota; Agaricomycetes; Boletales; Serpulaceae. The record is from RefSeq and is a predicted model, not a curated record. Bases 1 to 1362 code for a protein of 453 amino acids. Gene Ontology annotation, molecular function: ATP-dependent chromatin remodeler activity; ATP binding. The transcript has 5 exons.